AAGCCUAGGGUUUUGCCCAUCGCUGCUCCUUAUACAUGUUAUACAGUCUUCAUGGGCCCGACAAAUGAGAGUUAGUUCUCCGUGGAGUUAUGUAUACAUUUAAAAUACGUAGAAAAACUUAAAAAUUAAAAAGUAUUAUAAACACCUGUGUUAUAUAUACAAAUUAACAAAGAAAUAACUGAAUUAAUGAAACACUGUGGGGUUAAACGUUGUCUCAGUGGUAUAGUAAGCGUAUAGUCAUUGACUUAAAUGUCGUUAAUAUAAGUUUGUUAAAAGAACUGUUUAGAAAAUGUCACAGGUGAUUAAAAAAAGUAAGAAAAAGCAAGCAAAGAAAGAGAAGACGAACCAAAAAGAGGAGAAAUCUGAAGAAAGUGUAAAAGAUACACCAAAGGAAAAUGUAACAUUAAAGUAUGGUCCUUCUCUGACAUUUCCCUAUCAAAGGGUAUGGUCGCGUUGUGCCCUAAUACUUGCAGUGUUAUUCAUAGUUUGGUAUAAUAGUAAACAGGGUAAAGAAGUUCAUUUUGCAAAACAAAAAGAGAUUUUAUUAAGUCGUACUCAAUAUGUUGAGUGUUCAAAAGAUUAUAAAGCAGAAACAAACGAAUAUCCUGAGUGCAUGCCUGAAAAAUGUGGAAGAAUAGUUACAGAUAAACUAGUGUCAUCAACAGAAACCGAUAUUCUGUUAAAGGUAGCAAUGAAUGGUUUAAAUUUAGGUGGCUCAGAAGGAGGUGCUAGUAUCUUGGAUCUUCAUUCUGGUGCAUUAAGUAAAGGUCUUGGUUUUAUUGAUAUUUAUACAUUGCCAGAAACAACAAAAAUAUUUAAUAGUGCCGACUUUGCAAUUUAUAAGGUAGUGAAAACCAAAAUACAACAUGCAGUAGCACAUAAUUUUGGGGUACCUGCCAAUAAAAUAUUUUUAACAAAACCAACAUUCUUUUCUCGAAUGACUAAUGUAUCUGCAAAAACAAUACACGAUGAAUACUGGCAUCCUCAUGUUGACAAGGAAACUUACAAAUCAUUCCAUUAUACAUCUUUACUUUAUUUAAAUGAUUUUGGAAGAGACUUUGAGGGAGGACGAUUUAUAUUUAUUGAUAGAGAUAAUGUUAAUACAACAGUGGAACCUCGAAAAGGUAGAGUAUCUAUGUUUACUUCGGGUAGUGAAAAUUUACAUGCAGUUGAAAAAGUACAGUCUGGAAUUCGUUAUGCAUUGACUGUAUCUUUCACAUGUGAUCAAAAUGCUGCAAUCUCUGAUCCCAACUACCGUACAAAACAAGAAAAAUAAAUUCCUUUUAUGAAUUAAGAGUAUAUAUUACAUUUAAUUUUUUAUAAAGCAUAUACGCUUUUAAUGUUUUAUGAUUUUUUAAAUAAAGCAUUUUUUGUUGAGCGAAAA
Messenger RNA from Hylaeus volcanicus, 1384 nucleotides. Its product is annotated as 2-oxoglutarate and iron-dependent oxygenase domain-containing protein 3-like. The record is from RefSeq and is a predicted model, not a curated record. The transcript has 5 exons. Lineage: Eukaryota; Metazoa; Arthropoda; Insecta; Hymenoptera; Colletidae. Gene Ontology annotation, molecular function: oxidoreductase activity, acting on paired donors, with incorporation or reduction of molecular oxygen; L-ascorbic acid binding; iron ion binding. Gene Ontology annotation, cellular component: membrane. The coding region runs from base 290 to 1276 and encodes 328 amino acids.